AAGUUUUGUUUGUAAUCAAUGCUAUUAAUUCCUUAAUUUUUUUAAUCAUUUUAUUAACACCUAAAAAUGGAUUCUGCAGUGAAAAAUAAGUCUAUCACACAGCCUAAGACUAUGGCGGAAUUAUUACCUGGACUAUGUGGUAUACUAUCAAAGGAUGCAGUUCACACUCUUACGGCUAAAAAACAAAAUCGACCCACUACGAUUCAAUCACGAACUGCUGAGAAAGCAUUAAAACCAAUGACUAUUGCGCAAAUGAGGGGUGAUAUAUUAGCAUUAAGAGUACAGUCACCUAGAAAAUUUGCAUUACCCACGGCUUCGGCUAAGAAAAGGCAUUGGAAUUCAUCAGUGAAAGUUGAGAACAAAAGCAAAAGUCACACAGCAGAUGGACAAAUGAAGUAUAAUUCAGUUAGGAAAGUCCUUAAUUUUCAAUCUAAGCCAAAACCACCUAAUACUACCAGAGCAACAAUGGCAACAUCUGAAACUAUUACAUUUCCUAAACCAGAAAUAAAAGCAAAGAAAUCACUACAUAUUCCAAGCAAGAACAGUGUGAGGAUUAGUGGAAUAUGUCAUAUACCGGAAACACCUGUUAUAUCAAAUAAAGUUAAUAAAAACCGUAUGACAAUUCAGCAACAAAUCAACAAGGAGAAUAACUCAUACUUUGCUAAUUUAAACAAAAAGCUUGCAGCUCCUAAGCUCCACAAUCUCAAAAAACUUGUUACCAAACCUGAAACACCAAUUGCAAAUAUGUCAUUUAAAUCGAACAGCGAUGCCAGCUUUUUAGAAAAAGAAAAAGAAAUAAAUGAGAUAGAAGAGAAAACAAAAGCUCUGGCAGAAGAACAAACCUUGGAAAACAUUGCAGAAGUAACACCACCUGUAUCAACACCAUUCAAAGAAUACAGGAAUGUUCAGGAAUUUUUCAACCAUACAGCUGAAUCUGAUAAUUCAGCUCUGUACAAUGACACAAUUAUGUGUUUUGAAAAAAUGUCUGUCAACAACGAAAUCAAGAGGGAAGAGAGUGUCAUAGUUUCUCUUUGUGAUAUGUUAAAUAAAGCUGCCGUUACAAACUCCGAUAAGAUCAGCACUGAACUCGAAGAUUUACUUGAAGUGGAGAAGCAAACAGAAAAGAAUAUAAAAAUGAUUGAAAAUGGUAUUAAAACAUUGAAACACAUCAAAGAAUCACAACUUAAAUCUUUGCAAUUUGUAAGAAAAUUAAUAAAUGAAAAGAGGAUACAAAAAGUUUCCGAGAGUGAAAAGGAUAAAACAUUAGUCCAAAAUAAUAAUGAACUACUUAAAAGUGAGCCAUGUAUAAAAGAAACAAAUUCAGAAACAAGCCCUAUGUUGAGCAGGCCAUCGGUUAUAAAAGUAAAAUCACCAUCUUAUAAAAUACCUAAAAAAAGUCUGUGCAUGAGAAAAAAAGUAUUUCACAAGUCUAUGCCAAAUGUAACUGAUGGAAUGCAAACUCCAAUUAAGAGCACGGACAAAGCAAUGAACAUGUACAUGGAAAUGAAAGAGAAAAUGAACUUCCUUAACACACCAUUAGUGAAACAUUGUAACAUAGAACCCCCAGACACACCUGCCGUUACAUCACACAAUUUACAAGUGCAAUUAGACAAACUAUUCAAUGGAAGCUAAAACUUGAUAGCACUCUCCAAAAUACUGGAGUGUGCUAAUAUUUAUUUUCGAUUAAAUCAACUAACAUUCA
Messenger RNA from Nymphalis io (European peacock), 1702 nucleotides. RefSeq lists its product as uncharacterized. Bases 67 to 1632 code for a protein of 521 amino acids. Lineage: Eukaryota; Metazoa; Arthropoda; Insecta; Lepidoptera; Nymphalidae. The transcript is spliced from 5 exons. The record is from RefSeq and is a predicted model, not a curated record.